Felis catus (domestic cat) is the source of this 884-nucleotide messenger RNA. RefSeq names its product prefoldin subunit 4 (gene PFDN4). Bases 213 to 617 code for a protein of 134 amino acids. The transcript is spliced from 4 exons. The record is from RefSeq and is a predicted model, not a curated record. NCBI's taxonomy places the organism in Eukaryota, Metazoa, Chordata, Mammalia, Carnivora, Felidae. Gene Ontology annotation, biological process: protein folding. Gene Ontology annotation, cellular component: cytoplasm; prefoldin complex.
CCUUUAAUUGGCAUGUACCAAGUCCUUCCAGGAUACAUUACCUCCCUGAGUCCCAGACGUUAGGAAUCACGGGUCGGUGAUGCGGUAGGAGGGAAUGUGGGGACAGUGUUGUAUUUUGGGGGCGCUCUGGGCCGACAGGGAGCUGGAAGCGGCCCCGGGCCGAGGCGCGCCCUUGCGGCCCUCCCCACCGCGCGUCGUAGUCCAGUCCCAAGAUGGCGGCCACCAUGAAGAAGGCGGCUGCAGAAGACGUCAACGUUACUUUUGAAGAUCAACAAAAGAUAAACAAAUUUGCACGGAAUACGAGUAGAAUCACAGAGCUGAAGGAGGAAAUAGAAGUAAAGAAGAAACAACUCCAAAAUUUAGAAGAUGCCUGUGAGGACAUCAUGCUUGCGGAUGAUGAUUGCUUAAUGAUACCCUAUCAAAUUGGUGAUGUUUUCAUUAGCCAUUCUCAAGAAGAAACACAGGAAAUGUUAGAAGAAGCGAAGAAAAAUUUGCAAGAAGAAAUUGACGCCCUAGAAGCCAGAGUGGAAUCAAUUCAGCGGGUGUUAGCAGAUUUGAAAGUUCAGUUAUAUGCAAAAUUCGGGAGCAACAUAAACCUCGAAGCUGAUGACAGUUAAACAUUUUAUAAUACUUUUUUUAAUUUGUUUAAUAAACUUGAAUAUUGUUUAAAAUGAUAAUUUCCCUUCUUCAAAUGAUAUGGAAAGCAAAAUUUUCUUUUUUUAAAAUUUUCAUUUAUUUAAUGGAAACUUGCCUAUUUUCACAUGUCUUGCUUAUUUAUUUUAUAUUUUUAAAAGAAGACAGUAUUCAUCUAUGUAUUUUGCAUAACGAUUCUAUCAAGUGUAGGGGCUUUAUGUCAUGUUAUUAAAAUUGGUUGAGCAACCUUU